Cynoglossus semilaevis (tongue sole) is the source of this 3525-nucleotide messenger RNA. It is a transcript of the gene crispld1a, whose product is annotated as cysteine-rich secretory protein LCCL domain containing 1a. Lineage: Eukaryota; Metazoa; Chordata; Actinopteri; Pleuronectiformes; Cynoglossidae. Gene Ontology annotation, cellular component: extracellular region. The transcript has 14 exons. The record is from RefSeq and is a predicted model, not a curated record. The coding region runs from base 521 to 2164 and encodes 547 amino acids.
GCACGAGGGGGAGGGAGGGAGGGAGAGGCAAAACUUCUGCUUGGAUUUCUAUGUUACGGACAUCAUGCACGCGCACGAACGCACAUAGGUCCUGGCUUUAACGUAUGUGGGCCGUGUCCGCUCAUGGAGAGGCGUGUUCAUGGGCGGCACCGCGGAGGCGCAGCCGAGCUGGGGAUAUAAUGUGGAUAAAUGAUGCUUUAGCAGCUUUGGUGCAAGAAUCCGGCAAGAAAGAGGAGUAACUUUUCAAAGUUGCCUGCGAGGCGCUCACAUCCCAGCUUUGAUUUACUCAUCGCGCUACCAGAGCUUUGCAACUUAAACUUUGCAGACGGACUUCUUUUUUUUUUUUUUUUUUUGGGUCUCUUUUAAUAUUUUCUUGCUGCAGGCGUGCAGUAGCAGCCAGAUCUCUGUCAGGAUCUAAAGGAGCGGGCUCAGUUCCAAUUCAUUAAAGGUCUCAGUAACCUCUAUACAACUUUGGAAUUCCCGAGAACUACUUCCAUCACUGUCCUCCGAUCUAAGAAGGAUGAAGUACUUGUCCCUGCACUGGCUGAUGAGCAUGGUCCUGCUCCUGCUGCUCCACACGGCCACAUCCAUGGUGAUGCUUCCGAACUCCACGGGCUGGCAGGAGAUUCUGGACAAGUACCUGGACGAGGACGGGGGCUGGUGGGAGGCCAAGCAACGAGGGAAGAGGGCCAUUACUGACAGUGACGCUCAACUCAUCCUGGACCUUCACAACAAGCUCAGAGGUCAAGUCUACCCACCUGCGUCUAACAUGGAGUACAUGGUGUGGGACACCGAGUUGGAGCGAACAGCUGAGGAGUGGGCCGAGACCUGCUUGUGGGAACAUGGUCCCUCUGGGUUACUGCCACAGAUUGGACAGAACCUGGGAGCCCACUGGGGAAGAUAUCGUCCACCCACAUUCCACGUGCAGGCCUGGUACAACGAGGUAAAGGACUUCUCUUACCCUUACCCCCAGGAGUGUGACCCCUACUGCCCCUUCAGAUGCUCUGGCCCAGUUUGCACUCAUUACACACAGUUGGUCUGGGCUACCAGCAGUCGGAUCGGCUGUGCUGUCAACAUGUGCUACGACAUGAAUGUGUGGGGACAGAUCUGGGCCAAAGCUGUCUAUCUUGUCUGCAACUACUCACCAAAGGGGAACUGGUGGGGCUAUUCUCCUUACAAACAUGGUACCCCGUGUUCUGCCUGCCCCCCCAGCUAUGGUGGUGGCUGUAGGGACAAUCUCUGCUACAAAGGUACGAAAGAGAAAUAUCAAAGAAAUAGAAAGCUGGUAAAAAAAAAAAUGGAAAUGCAUAUAUUCUUUGUGACUUUACUCCAAGAUGACAGCUCCUAUCCUCUGCAAGAGGAAACUGAAGAAAACAACUUCAUUGAGCAGGAGGCCCCCCUCUCACCGCAGAAGCCAUGGUCCAGGGCCUCCAGACCUGAGGCUCCCAGUCUUCCUGCCCCAGCUCCCACCCAGCCCCCCACAGAGAACCUGCAGAAGAAUGAUGUGGUCAACACACAGCAGAUGUCUCAGCUUGUAACCUGUGACACUAAACUCCGGGAUCAGUGCAAAGGAACGCCCUGCAAUAGAUAUGAGUGUCCUGCAGGGUGUCUGGAUGCCAUAGGAAAGGUAGUGGGAACUGUCUACUAUGAAAUGCAAUCCAGUGUGUGCAGAGCGGGUCUACAUGCUGGUGUCAUCGACAAUGAUGGAGGAUGGAUGGAUGUAACCAGACAAGGAAGAAAAGAUUAUUUUAUCAAAUCUCAUAAAAAUGGAGUUCAGUCUUUAGGAAAAUAUCAGAGUGCUAACUCUUUCACAGUGUCCAGAGUCACAGUCAAAGCCAUCACAUGUGACACCACAGCCGCACAGCUGUGUCCUUUCCAAAAGCCUGCCAAACACUGUCCGAGAUUAUACUGUCCAAGAAACUGUUUGGAGGAAAACUCACACACAUCCAGAGUAAUUGGAACGAGGAUUUUCUCUGAUCGGUCCAGUAUUUGUCUUGCAGCUGUCCACACUGGAGUCAUCAGGAAUGAUGCAGGCGGUUACAUUGAUGUGAUGCCAGUGGAUAAACGAAGAUACUACAUCGCCUCGUACCAAAAUGGCAUUUCAUCAGAGAGCCUUCAAAACCCCCCUGGAGGAAAGGCGUUCCGGGUGUUCGCCGUGAUUUGAGUGCCCCCGGGGGUCGGCUUCAUCAAACAGAGAGUGCACUUGUGCUGUUGAAUAGGCGGUAAUCAAGCCCUGUUGUUAAACUCAAUGAGUGAAAUGUUUCUGGCUUUGCUUCACUCCUGGGGUCAGAGGUCGUCUCCAUGACAGUGUAAUCCUAGCAACACAAAAACUUGACAGAUACACAAGAAGAUCCUGUCUCCUGGCUCUUGAAUGGAGUUCUGAUCCUGUCAUUCAGAGCAGGGCAUUUUUGUAAAUACACUAUGUGGUUCAGUGUUGUACAUACCUGUUAAUGCCCUCACAUACUCUGCCUGUGUGCAGUUUAAAGUAGCUCUGUAUAAAUACUGAAUAUAAAUGAGAUAUAACAUUAUUAUGGCACUUAUAGAUGAGUAUCAUUUUUAUUGUCUGGCACAUUUUCACUGGUGCUCUGGAGAGGCGUCCCGUCAUAUUUUGUACUUUUAAAUGGUGGAAGAACAGAUUAUUAGACAUCUAUUUUUAUAUGAACAUAUAUUGUAUGCUUUACGUCAGUUUAUAAGAAGAUGCUGCUACAUAUACGUUGAUUUUUGUAUUUUCAUGUUAUGGUCGUGGUUUCUCAAAAACUCCCUGCAGGUCGGGUAGCACGCUCCACUCAGAGUUUUCCCUCUUUAAUAAAUCACAUGCACCUGAUGUCGACACAGUUUAUUUGAGUGGAUGUAAAAGUUGAUUCCAGGUCUUAACUCCCUGUUAUCUCUACUACAGAGCAUGUUUAUUUGUUUAUAUAUGUGCUUGUACUUUUAUUUUUUAUUUUAUUUUUACCCACUGUCAGCUUUGUUUCAUCAUGCAAUUUUUAUUACAGGCAAAUAAUUGAAUUGUUGUUGUUGUUUUUCCUGUUUCUUUGUGCAUUUUAUUUUUCUUUCCUACCUCAGGUUGUUAGGAAAAGUGCAUUUGGCAAUAAAAUAUUACAGUCUCCACAACUCUCUCACAUUUGCUGCGGGCAUUUAAAAUGUCCUUAUUCACUAUUACUCAGUGGGCCAGACAUUUUGCAUUAAACAUUUAUCAACUAAAUAUAUGCUCAUUACUUUUUAUCAUGGCAAUCAAUAGUCGCUGCCUUUGGACGUGGAUUGUCCAGGUACAAAGAAUGGUUUCUGUUUUUAGCUUCAUGCUACAAAACUGUAAUUACAUGAAAUGUUAAGUAUAUUUUAGAAUGUGAUGAAUGUCUCCUUCAGAAUGAUGUUAGUCUUGGAAUCCCUGCUCUCCGCUGUGGUGACUGUGGGGCGGUGGCAUAUUUUUUUUUUCUCCUAUUCUUGAAGAUAUUUUGUGUAAGUAUGAUGAACAUAACUCAAAUGCAUGUUUACUUGAACACAUUUAUCCCAGCCACACCAAACCAC